UUAAAUUCAAACGUCACUAUUCGUAAAUGUCAAAAGUUUUGUCUAUGUUCUUUUCCUGCUAAAAUAUAUCCUAGAGAGUAACAGAAAUGGGUCGUUAUUCUCGGGAACCUGAUAAUCCAGCCAAGUCAUGCAAGGCGCGUGGCUCCAACCUCCGUGUUCACUUCAAGAACACAUAUGAGACAGCAAUGGCAAUAAGAAAGCUUCCCCUACGCCGUGCUGUCCGCUACCUUAAGAAUGUUGUAGACAAGAAAGAAUGCAUUCCCUUCCGUCGCUUCAAUGGUGGUGUUGGUCGUUGCGCACAGGCCAAGCAGUUUGGCACAACACAAGGUCGCUGGCCAAAGAAAUCUGCAGAAUUCUUAUUGCAGCUCCUUAGGAAUGCGGAAUCCAACGCUGAUUACAAAGGCUUAGAUGUUGACAGGCUGGUUAUUGAUCAUAUUCAGGUGAAUAGGGCACCUUGCUUACGUAGGCGUACGUAUCGAGCUCACGGUCGUAUCAAUCCGUACAUGUCUUCGCCGUGUCACAUCGAGGUGUGUCUGAGUGAGCGCGAGGAUGCUGUAGCUCGUGCUGCGCCCACCGAUGAUGCGCCAGCUAAGAAGAAACUCUCCAAAAAGAAGCUCGCCCGCCAGAAGGAGAAGAUGAUGAGAGAGUAGAAUAAGCGGUCAAAUAAAUGAUUUUACAACUACAA
Papilio machaon (common yellow swallowtail) is the source of this 685-nucleotide messenger RNA. RefSeq names its product 60S ribosomal protein L17 (gene RpL17). Gene Ontology annotation, cellular component: cytosolic large ribosomal subunit; ribosome. Gene Ontology annotation, molecular function: structural constituent of ribosome. The transcript is spliced from 4 exons. Gene Ontology annotation, biological process: cytoplasmic translation. The record is from RefSeq and is a predicted model, not a curated record. NCBI's taxonomy places the organism in Eukaryota, Metazoa, Arthropoda, Insecta, Lepidoptera, Papilionidae. The coding region runs from base 87 to 650 and encodes 187 amino acids.